AUGAUGGGUUCGCCCUCUGUAACUCCGUUGUCGCCGCCACCGCAGCCAUCUCCGUCGUCUCUGGGGGAUGCACGGCAAGGGCCUCCGAACGGGUGGCCCGUGGUCGGUCCAAUUCUCGACCGAUUGAAUUAUUUUUGGUUUCAGGGUCCUCCAACUUUCUUCAAGAAGAGAAUGGAAAAGCACAAGAGUACAGUUUUCAGGACAAAUGUGCCUCCAACAUUCCCUUGGUUUUUGGGUGUUAAUCCUAAUGUAAUUGCAGUUCUUGAUGUCAAGUCUUUUUCUCAUCUCUUUGAUAUGGAGAUUGUUGAAAAGGCAAACGUACUCGUCGGAGAUUUCAUGCCCAGUGUUAAAUAUACAGGGGAUUUGCGUGUUUGUGCAUAUCUCGACACUUCAGAGGCUAAACAUACUCAAAUUAAGAACUUUUCUCUUGAUAUCUUGAAACGAAGCUCGACCAUUUGGGUACCGUCACUUGUAAGUGCACUAGACUCCAUGUGGGACAAAAUUGACGCAGAGGUUGCCAAAUCCGGCUCAGCCAGUACCUUCCUCCCCAUGCAGCAAUUCCUUUUUAACUUCCUCACUCGCUGCAUUGUUGGGGCAGACCCCUCGACCUCGCCUGAGAUUGCGAGCUCUGGCCAUAUUAUGCUCGACAAGUGGCUCGGUAUUCAGCUCCUGCCGACUAUCAACAUCGGCAUUCUACAACCUCUCGAAGAACUCUUCCUCCAUUCUUUCUCAUACCCUUUCUGGCUUGUUAAAGGAGACUACAACAAGCUGGUUCAGUUCGUGGUAAAAGAAGGCAAAGAAGUGAUACAAAGAGCUCAAACUGAAUUCAAUCUGACGGAACAAGAAGCAGUUCACAAUCUUCUUUUCAUCUUAGGAUUCAAUGCAUUUGGUGGGUUUACGAUAUUCUUUCUGGCGCUCCUGAGCGCGCUCGGGGAUCAGAAAAGUACUGGUCUACACGAAAAACUCCGGGAUGAGGUAAGACGAAAAUCUGGUUCCAAUUCAAGUACUCUCAGUUUCGAAAGAGUAAAGGAUAUGGAAUUAGUACAAUCAUUUGUAUACGAAACUCUUCGACUGAAUCCGCCAGUUCCAUCGCAAUUCGCACGAGCUAGAAAGGAUUUCAAGCUGACUUCGCACGAUGCUGUUUACGAAAUCAAGAAAGGAGAGCUUCUUUGUGGGUAUCAGCCCUUGGUAAUGAAAGAUGCCAAAGUAUUCGAAGAGAGUCCUGAGGCAUUUUUAUACGACAGAUUUACUAAAGAGAAAGGCGGGACAGAGUUGCUGAAUUAUCUGUACUGGUCGAACGGGCCACAAACUGGAUCGGCCACGGCAGCCAACAAGCAGUGCGCAGCUAAAGAAAUUGUGCCUUUAACUGCAGCGUUAUUUGUGGCUUAUGUGUUUCAGAGAUAUGAUGACAUUACAAUUUCUUCUGGUUCAAUCACUGCAGUUGAGAAGGCUAAGUGA
This is a messenger RNA of Fraxinus pennsylvanica, 1458 nucleotides long. The record is from the annotation of a GenBank genome assembly. NCBI's taxonomy places the organism in Eukaryota, Viridiplantae, Streptophyta, Magnoliopsida, Lamiales, Oleaceae.